AGACGUAACAAAUGAUGCGUUAAGAGCAAUAAGACGUUUAGAAGUAGGCGGCAAACUCCCCUGUCUAUUCAAACACCUGUCGACGAUCUCGCCUCCAUUACCAAUUCUUCAAAUCAAAAGGGAGUUUGGAGAAAAGGCGCCUACUGAAAAAUCACAAAGUUAGAGUUUCGGAUUGAGGGAUAUAAAACGCUGGUUUAGAGUUUGACGGUCAGUUUACGAGAGGACAGCGCAAGAGAAAGUUCAAGUUUGAUUUUUCAUAGCGAUUUGAGAAAUCUGGUCAGUGCGGCUUCGCAAAAGAUACAAAUACAAAGAAUCAAGAUGGCGUCUAAAACUCUGCUCACAGUAUUCGCAGUUGCUAUGGUGAUCUCAUUAGCGUCAGCUUUUUUGGAUGACGACGACGAUGACGUAGAUUUCUUGACACCAUUAGAGGAAGAGCUCGCAAAGAGAGAUUUUAAUGACUUCCUAAGCUUGGAAAAGAGAUCGUACCCAAAAUGCAGACAUUGGUUUACAAAGGCCCUCUGUCGGUGUGAUGACAAGUAUGACAAAUACGACGAACGAAGAUACACAUGUUUUGGAAGAAGCCGAGGCUACAACGACAUGCCAUUCGCUUGAACGUCUCUUCUUCUACACCGUCUCAAGUCUUUUUCUUUAAUUGAUGAAUCUUUAUGUAACUUCUGUGUAUCACUGGUCUUGUAAAUUGUUAAUGAACCCAAUUUUCUCAGUUCCAAGCAUUUUGAGUUUCAAUUAUUAUGAUACAAUUUUUGCCAUUGAAACACAUUUACUUCUUAUGGUCCACAAAGCUACCCUUUUGUUAAUCCAAGCCGUGUCUUGUAGAAAACAAGAUUACUUUGUUUAAACUUGUGGAAUAGUUUUGUCACGCUAGAUGGCAGCAGACAUGGGAACUACACAUUAUUCACGAAAAUGUGCACAUGACGUGCAUGACGCGUCAUGACGUCAUGGCGUAAACAUGCCGCGUUUGUUAUGUGCUGCCACCUAGCGUCGCCAAGUGUCCAUUGACAAUAAGGUGUAAGUCUAUUACUUUGAUGCCCAUUAAAGAUAUUGAUUGGUUUUGAUUAUUGUGUGUGUGAUUGCUGUCAGGAGGCCAAUACCACCUACUUUUGAUUGUUAAUUAUUAUUUACCUAGUAUUUACAUCGUCACAGCCGAGAGUUUUUUCCGAUCUUGAUUGGCAAAAGUACAAGCGAUGUCAUAGGGAAAUAUGUUCCCCUGAGAUUCUGUUAGAGCGCUAUUAGAAGAAGUUUGUACACAGUUCACUGUAAUGGGGUUAGGGUGGUCUCCUUCUACAAUGGGUUUUAAAUAUGUUCCCCUGAGAUUCUGUAAGAGCGCUAUUAGAAGAAGUUUGUACACAGUUCACUGUAAUGGGGUUGGGGUGGUCUCCUUCUACAAUGGGUUUUAAAUAUGUUGCCCUGAGAUUCUGUAAGAGCGCUAUUAUAAGAAGUUUGUACACAGUUCACUGUAAUGGGGUUGGGGUGGUCUCCUUCUACAAUGGGUUUUACUGAAAAAAUAAAUACAACAAAUUAUCUUUUAAGUUUAAUGCUAUUAUAUCAUCCGUAAUUAGAAAAGUCUAACUUCUUCAUGCUUAAAAACAUAGCUAAUCGACUCUAGUAGAGUCCUUCUCGAGGGCUAAAAUAAUAGAGGUUAAUGCUUAACUACAGAAUGGCUUGUUCCACGAGUACGCCUUCUGUCAAAUUUUAUUUUUAAUAUCCUGAAUGAAAUAGUUUUUGUUAUUGAAGUGAAGUCAUGAGAAAACUGUGUAACUGUGUUUUUUUUUUUUUUUCCAUCAAAUCCUCGGUGCUAAUUCUCUAUGAGGAAAAAGACAAUAAUAUUUUAGAUAAUUUAUUGCAAUAUUUCAGAAUUACCCGGAUCCGCGGGGCCUGAUCCUUUUCUGAAUCAGUAUAACCCGGACUCUGUGUCAAAAUUACCCCUAAAGGUUUAAAAUGGUGCCGAAACUGGAUUUGAAAUCCUAUUCGUAACCGUUUUCCGGGCUUACUCCGCACGGACACGGAUUCUGGUCAAUUUGCGUUACACUGCCGUAAGGUAACCAUGAUUUCACAUGACAAUCAUUAAUACAAAUCCAAGCUGUUUGAGUUACUAGAAGUUUCAAGUUAAAACUAUUCUCUCGUUUUAUAUUGUUCGAUUUGAAAAUAAAAGUACUGAAAUUGA
Messenger RNA from Asterias rubens (European starfish), 2182 nucleotides. RefSeq lists its product as uncharacterized. The record is from RefSeq and is a predicted model, not a curated record. The transcript is spliced from 4 exons. Lineage: Eukaryota; Metazoa; Echinodermata; Asteroidea; Forcipulatida; Asteriidae. Bases 319 to 612 code for a protein of 97 amino acids.